GCUCUGUACAGUAUUAUCCAGUAUUUCUCUGUCACACUGCUCUACUCUAUCCUAAGCAAUUUAGGUGACUUCCAGUUUCUCUUCAUUGACCUGGCAAUCAUACUGGUUGUUGUGUUUACAAUGAGUUUAAACCCAGCCUGGAAAGAGUUGGUAGCACAAAGACCCCCAUCCGGUCUAAUAUCUGGGCCCCUUCUAUUUUCUGUCCUUUCCCAAAUAUUAAUUUGCUUGGCAUUCCAAACCAUGGCUUUUCUGCUUGUGAAACAGGAACCCUGGUACGAAGUCUGGACACCCAGCAGCAAUGUAUGCAAUGUCUCCUUAGAUGGUCAUGAAAAUCACACUGAGAUUGAUGAGCAUAACAUUAGAAACUAUGAGAAC
Molecule: messenger RNA, 375 nt
Organism: Staurois parvus
Lineage: Eukaryota; Metazoa; Chordata; Amphibia; Anura; Ranidae
Source: the annotation of a GenBank genome assembly